Epinephelus lanceolatus (giant grouper) is the source of this 2306-nucleotide messenger RNA. It is a transcript of the gene impdh2, whose product is annotated as IMP (inosine 5'-monophosphate) dehydrogenase 2. Gene Ontology annotation, molecular function: IMP dehydrogenase activity. Gene Ontology annotation, biological process: GTP biosynthetic process. The record is from RefSeq and is a predicted model, not a curated record. Gene Ontology annotation, cellular component: cytoplasm. Lineage: Eukaryota; Metazoa; Chordata; Actinopteri; Perciformes; Serranidae.
UAUCGGAAACGUUGUCAGACGGGAAUAACACACGUGUCUGAGGGAACGGUUGAAAGAACAUGAACACUUGGUCCUGGCUGACAGAGAGGCCCAAGAAAAGACACACAAGCUUUCAUACCGACGCUUUCUGUUUAGUGUCUAAUCAUUAAUAGUCAGUCAGGCGACGUUACUGUUUCCGGCGCGCGGAGCAGGACAACGGUCGGAGCGCGAGCUGACCGUGAAGGAGCGCACGGGGUGAACGAAGAAAGUUCUCGGUCUGUGUUCCCGGGCCUGUGUGUGUGUGUACACCCACUCGUUGCAUUAGCAGCUUGUUACUAAGUUAAUUUAUUAUCGCUAGUACACUGAAGGACUGGUGAGGGUUUAUUCGGACGUCAUGGCGGACUACCUGAUCAGCGGGCAGACCGGUUACGUCCCCGAGGAUGGGCUGUCAGGACAGCAGCUGUUCAACGGAGGAGACGGGCUCACAUACAAUGACUUCCUGAUUCUCCCAGGCUACAUUGACUUCACAGCAGACCAAGUGGACCUGACCUCAGCGCUCACCAAACAAAUCACCAUGAAAACACCCUUCGUCUCCUCUCCUAUGGACACCGUCUCAGAGGCCAACAUGGCCAUCGCUAUGGCACUAACAGGUGGCAUCGGCUUCAUCCACCACAACUGCACUCCAGAGUUCCAGGCUAAUGAAGUUCGCAAAGUCAAGCGUUAUGAGCAGGGCUUCAUCAAGGACCCUGUGGUGAUGAGCCCCAACGAGCGUGUUCGGGACGUCUUCCAGGCCAAGGCUCGCCAUGGCUUCUGUGGAAUCCCCAUCACAGACAACGGCAAAAUGGGCGGCAAGCUGGUGGGCAUUAUCUCGUCCAGAGACAUUGACUUCCUGAAGGAGGAGGACCACAACCUGCCACUGAGCGAGGUGAUGACGAAGCGAGAGGAUCUAGUGGUCGCACCUGCUGGAGUGACACUUAAAGAAGCCAAUGAAAUUCUCCAGAGGAGUAAGAAAGGAAAGCUGCCCAUAGUAAAUGAAGAGGGCAACCUGGUGUCCAUCAUCGCCCGCACAGACUUGAAGAAGAACAGAGACUUCCCUCUGGCCUCCAAAGACUCGCGCAAACAGCUGCUGUGUGGCGCUGCCAUCGGCACCCACAACGACGACAAGUACCGUCUGGACCUGCUGGUGCAGAGCGGGGUGGAUGUAAUUGUACUGGACUCGUCUCAGGGCAACUCAAUCUUCCAGGUCAACAUGAUCAAAUAUAUCAAAGAAAAGUAUCCAAGCCUACAGGUCAUCGGAGGCAAUGUGGUGACUGCAGCUCAGGCCAAGAACCUGAUAGAUGCAGGAGUGGAUGGGCUGAGAGUGGGGAUGGGCAGCGGCUCCAUCUGCAUCACACAGGAAGUGCUGGCGUGCGGCAGACCCCAGGCCACAGCUGUCUACAAAGUAUCAGAGUAAGCCAGGCGUUUUGGCGUGCCAGUUAUUGCUGAUGGCGGCAUCCAGACUGUCGGACACAUUGCCAAAGCCUUGGCACUGGGAGCAUCCACAGUGAUGAUGGGCUCUCUGCUGGCUGCUACCAGUGAAGCUCCUGGUGAAUAUUUCUUCUCUGAUGGCAUCAGGUUGAAAAAAUACCGCGGCAUGGGCUCCCUGGAUGCCAUGGACAAAAACCUGGGCUCUCAGAGCAGAUACUUCAGUGAGAGCGACAAGAUUAAAGUUGCUCAAGGUGUUUCUGGAGCGGUGCAGGACAAAGGCUCCAUCCACAAGUUUAUUCCCUACCUGCUGGCUGGCAUUCAGCACUCCUGUCAGGACAUCGGAGCCAAAAGCCUCACACAGCUCAGAGCCAUGAUGUACUCUGGGGAUCUGAAAUUUGAAAGGAGAACAACAUCAGCUCAGAUGGAGGGUGGAGUCCACAGCCUGCACAGUUAUGAGAAACGUCUGUUUUGAGAAGAAGCCAGCCGUUUUGCUGUUGAGCCUGCAGAUGAAGAUUCUUUCCAACAGACACAAUAUGCAAAAACACUACUUGCCGGACCCUCUUACAUCCAUACUCAACACAAACACACACACCUGCCGAAGUUCUCAUAGAAACUAGUCUUUAAAGAUGAGCUCUCACACACACUGUAUUCUUCCAAGGAUCCAUCAGUCUUCCUGCCAGUGUCAUCUAUGCAUUGUCUUUGUCUUUCUGUGUGAAGGAGGGGAACUGAGCAUUUAUCAAUCAGUGCACGUGUGAUUGACUCCUCCAAUGCCUUUCAUGUUGUGAUUCAAAUUAAAUGUCUGGUGUGUCCAUUUUAAGGCAACAAAGUUGUCCAGUAAUAAAACUCGUGUUUUUCCACAA